AUGGCCCCCGACCACGAAUUCGAUCGCGAGGAGCGUGAAGACGCCCCGUUCCUCUCCGAGCCCGGUACCCCUGUCGAUGCGAAGCCCAGGCACGACCAGAACAAUGCCUCCGCCAAAAAGAUCGGCUUCCGGCUGAAGAUGAUUCUGUUCACCAUGAUUCUGGCCGUGGAGGUCGGUCUCGCAUUCUUGGAAGGCCCCAUGGUCCGCAUUCUGGAAUCUAUCGCCUGCCGUCAAUACUUCGCCGGAGUCGAUCCCUCUAAAAUUGGCGCCAAUGGCAACGUGCCUGAAGGCCAGUGCAAGGUGGCUGAAGUUCAGGCGGAAUUGGCCGCCGUGAAGGGAUACCACAUGUUCUUUGACGGGUUGCUGAGUGCUGCGAUGGCCUUUCCGUACGGUCUGCUGGCAGACCGCCGCGGUCGCAAAUCGACGCUGGCCCUCGGGAUUCCCGGGUUUGCCGUCAAUUCAAUGAUUUCACUGGCUGUGAUGUGGUUCUCGGAUAUCUUCCCCUUGCGAGCGAUCUGGCUUUCAUCCUUGGGCUGGUUGAUUGGUGGUGGCCCGGUUGUGUCAUUUGCAAUUAUUUGGACUAUGAUGGCCGACGUAACCACUGAAGCAGAGAGAGCGGGCAUAUUCUUCCAAUUCGGCAUUGUAUCGAUGGGAGCCGACUUUGUUUCGACCGCGGCAAGCUCGUGGCUCAUGGCGUUGAAUCCCUGGGUACCCCUGAUCAUUGGAUUUAUCAUUAUCUUCUUUGGCUUGCUGCUGGUACUGGUGCUGCCGGAGACCAAACACGCGUUCACCCCACAGAGGUCCGAGCCAACCAAUGUGGAGCUUUCCGAGCUUGAUGGGAAUGACGAAUCAAAGUUCCGAUUCGACAAACCCAACGAUUCGGAUAACGAAAUGCAUACCCGCCCGUCUAUGGAUGCACACAUGUCAUGGAGCUAUCCAAAGACGACUUCGCGAGUCCGAGCGUGGUGGGACAAGUGCCGCACCAACAUCCGAUUUUACUUGCGGCCCUACCUCUUCAUUCUCAACCACAAGCCAGUACUGCUUCUACUUUCGGUUUUUCUCAUCUACCGUCUCAGCCGCGGUUCAUCAUGGUUCCUUACCCAAUACAUCUCGACUCGCUACCAUUGGACACUGGCUGAGGCCAACCUGCUGGUGGCCUUCCGGCCCACCAUCUCUAUCCCUAUGUUUCUAUGGGGUCUCCCCUACCUCAAAAAAUACUAUCUCAAUGCUCGACACUCUUCCACCCAGAAGGAUCUUUCUCUUGCACGGGCAAGUAUUCUUCUUUUCACCCUCGGCACGCUGGGGAUCGGGUUAUCUCCGGCGAUUGCCACCCUCAUCCCCAGCAUGGUUAUUCAGGCCUCUGGUUCAGGAUUUGUGUUCCUAACACGGUCUAUCAUCACUACACUUGUCGAGCGAGAUCAGACCGCUCGGUUGUACACGGUGAUUGAGAUCCUCCAGUCAGUGGGCAAUGUCGUAGCCAGCUUGACCAUCACCGCCGUUUUCCAGCUAGGUCUCCGGCUCGGGGGAUUCUGGAUUGGGCUGGCGUGGAUGGUGACUAGCUCAUUAUUUUGCAUGGUGGCUGCUGCAAUCUGGGUUUUCCGCUUGCCGCCUGCACCUCGGAAUGAGGAGUUUGUCGUCGGGGAAUUUGGGGACGACGAAUAG
Messenger RNA from Penicillium argentinense, 1662 nucleotides. Its product is annotated as putative MFS transporter. Gene Ontology annotation, biological process: transmembrane transport. Gene Ontology annotation, cellular component: membrane. The coding region runs from base 1 to 1662 and encodes 553 amino acids. Gene Ontology annotation, molecular function: transmembrane transporter activity. NCBI's taxonomy places the organism in Eukaryota, Fungi, Ascomycota, Eurotiomycetes, Eurotiales, Aspergillaceae. The transcript is spliced from 3 exons. The record is from RefSeq and is a predicted model, not a curated record.